Molecule: messenger RNA, 2683 nt
Organism: Xiphias gladius (swordfish)
Lineage: Eukaryota; Metazoa; Chordata; Actinopteri; Istiophoriformes; Xiphiidae
Gene: csnk1db
Product: casein kinase 1, delta b
Exons: 9
Coding region: 546-1928 (460 amino acids)
Biological process (GO): endocytosis; non-motile cilium assembly; spindle assembly
Cellular component (GO): cytoplasm; spindle microtubule; nucleus
Molecular function (GO): ATP binding; protein serine/threonine kinase activity
Source: RefSeq, a predicted model, not a curated record
AUGUAAAUUACUUAGCCAGAUUUCCUAAACGGCAGAGUUUGGGCUUGUCAUAGAUUUCCAUACACUUCACGGUGUUUUCUUUCCAGGUUUGCUUGUUGUUGCUAGGGGAAGUGACGUCGGCAGCGAACGGUGGCUUUUACAGUGGAGGCGAGAACCCGACAGUGGAGUGAAACUGCGCACGAACAAGGGGGAAAGUCUUAUCAGCAAGAUCCGUCUCCAUCCUUAUGUUUUGGCCAAUAAUGACCCCCCGCAUACGGAGAACAUAAACUACGCGUCUCGCACUACCGGAUGAUACCGAUAUUAUAACUCUCCGUUCCUCAGAAAGACAAAAAAGGGAUGGUGAAAUUUGGAUCGUUACAGAAGGAACUGGGAUUCUGGGGGGAAGGGGAUUGUGAAUUGAGGGGGUCGUGAACCGGGAAAAAGAAGGUGGAAUAUUUGCCGAGGUAUCGUAAACAAAAGGUUAGAAACUGAGCGUUUAGGAUAAGCAACGUUAGUUAACCAAGUUACAAACGAAGCAAGAAACGUAACGUUGAUUAAUAGCGAAAAUGGAGCUAAGAGUGGGAAACCGCUACAGAUUGGGCAGAAAAAUCGGAAGUGGAUCUUUUGGGGAUAUCUAUUUAGGCACAGAUAUUUCAGUGGGUGAGGAGGUUGCAAUUAAGUUGGAAUGCGUGAAGACCAAACACCCACAGCUCCACAUCGAGAGCAAGAUCUACAAGAUGAUGCAAGGAGGAGUGGGCAUUCCAACAAUAAAGUGGUGUGGAGCAGAAGGUGACUACAAUGUGAUGGUGAUGGAGCUGCUGGGCCCCAGCCUGGAAGAUCUCUUCAACUUUUGCUCUCGCAAGUUCAGCCUCAAGACAGUCUUGCUGCUUGCUGAUCAAAUGAUCAGUCGCAUUGAGUACAUUCACUCCAAGAACUUCAUCCACAGAGAUGUGAAGCCUGAUAACUUCCUAAUGGGACUGGGCAAAAAGGGCAACCUGGUCUACAUUAUCGACUUUGGCCUGGCUAAAAAAUAUCGUGACGCUCGCACACACCAGCAUAUCCCCUACCGCGAGAACAAGAACCUGACUGGCACCGCACGCUACGCCUCGAUCAACACACAUCUUGGGAUUGAGCAGUCGAGGCGCGAUGACCUGGAGUCCUUGGGCUACGUUCUCAUGUAUUUUAAUCUGGGCUCACUGCCUUGGCAAGGCCUCAAAGCUGCUACCAAGAGGCAGAAGUAUGAACGGAUCAGUGAGAAGAAAAUGUCCACCCCCAUUGAGGUGCUUUGCAAAGGAUAUCCCUCUGAGUUUGCAACCUACUUGAAUUUUUGUCGGUCCCUGCGCUUCGAUGACAAGCCGGACUACUCGUACCUACGGCAGCUCUUCAGGAACCUGUUUCACAGACAGGGCUUCUCUUAUGACUAUGUAUUUGAUUGGAACAUGCUUAAGUUUGGAGCCAACCGUGCAGCAGAGGAAGCAGAGAGAGAGCGCCGGGACCGGGAGGACAGGCUGAGGCAUGGCAGGAACCCAGGGGCCAGAGGAAUACCUGCUGUUUCAGGAAGACCAAGAGGAACCCAGGAAGGAGCCCCACCUACCCCGCUAACACCCACCUCACACACAGCAAACACGUCCCCUCGACAAGUUUCUGGUAUGGAGCGUGAACGAAAGGUCAGCAUGCGACUGCACCGUGGCGCUCCCGUCAACAUGUCAUCCUCAGACCUAACAGGACGGCAGGACACCUCCCGCAUGUCAACCUCACAGAUUCAGGAGCAAAUCCAACUGCAGGAUGUUGUUUGGGCAUGGUGUUGGCAUGGAGCAGAGAGAGCUGGAACAGCAGCUGCCAGGGUGUCCUUCGGGUCAGCGACCUGUCCCAAGAGACACACCCAGCUCUGGAGAGCUGGUCAGCAUGGAGGGAGCUGGUCUGGUGCCAGUCUCAUGUACUGUCUCUGAUCUGUUCUGUGAACUUCCUACCAUAAGGAAUUAAAAAGUCUUCACAUGUAAAUAAAAGAGAGAAUCUGUAUUAGCGCCACUAUUUCCAUUGUUGUCUGUCCCGCAACUACAAUGCAUUCGGCACACUCAACUACCAAGCAGGGCAUAAAUAUGACGUUUGUAGUGGUGACAUGCGCUAUACAACAAAACUGAGUACACGCCUGGUCAAGUAUCACUAAAAUGUUAAGUAAUUACAAAUCCUGUCCAUUUAAUACAAUUUUAUUUGUUUUUAGCAAAAGCCCAAGAAGAAUGAAGCCAAUUAAUUUGAAAAAGAGAAAUGUAUCACUAAACUAUAAUGGUCCAUAUUAAAUAACUAAAUGCAACAAAAGUCAGUAAACACUUCAUUAGUGAGAAUCUGUUCUCUUAUUUUUUUAUGUCCAUGUUAAUUUUUGGCCAGCCCUAUAAACGCAAAUGUGAGUGAUUGAGUAAGUGAUGAAGUUAAACCAUUUGUCAGCCGAAUGCCAUGUGACUGAGAGAUGAAGUUACCUUUGGUCAGCCGGCCGAGUGUUGGAGUUUCCCCAUUGGCCGUUGCGCUUUCAAAGUGACUUGGCGCAAACAGUUUCUGUUGCGUUAUCGGGGCAUCGUCAGCUUUCCCUAGAAGACAGUCGCCAGUAUUGCCUGCAAGCACAAGGUCAGGCUUUCAAUUGGCUUUCAAAUGACUGCUGACACAGACUUAAAUGAGCUUCUAACUUUGUCUCAGUGAUCAAUUUACAAGU